Euleptes europaea (tarantolino) is the source of this 1062-nucleotide messenger RNA. It is a transcript of the gene GPR65, whose product is annotated as G protein-coupled receptor 65. NCBI's taxonomy places the organism in Eukaryota, Metazoa, Chordata, Lepidosauria, Squamata, Sphaerodactylidae. Gene Ontology annotation, biological process: G protein-coupled receptor signaling pathway. Gene Ontology annotation, cellular component: membrane. The record is from RefSeq and is a predicted model, not a curated record. Bases 1 to 1062 code for a protein of 353 amino acids. Gene Ontology annotation, molecular function: G protein-coupled receptor activity. The transcript has a single exon.
AUGGCCACAAACAAUCCAUUAACUAUGUCUCUGAAUUCCACUCUGAGUUCCACAACUACAACAGAGGCAAAGAACUGUACUAUAGAGCACCAGCUAGAUAAACAUUUGUUUCCUGCUCUUUACAGCAUUCUGGUUAUCAUCAGCAUUCCAGCGAACGCCACGUCUCUUUAUGUGUCUUGUUGCCAGGUGAAGAAAAAAAAUGAACUAGGAAUCUAUCUCUUCAGUUUAUCUUUAGCUGAUCUGCUAUACACCCUAACUCUGCCUCUAUGGAUUUACUAUGCUCAGAAUGAGGACAACUGGACUCUUCCCCAUCACCUUUGCACAGCUAUGGCUUUCUUCAAGUACCUGAAUUAUUACACCAGUUCCGGAUUUCUCACCUGCAUUUCCAUUGAUAGAUAUUUAGCAGUGGUUUACCCGCUAAGGUUCCAUUAUCUGCGUACAAGAAGAUUUGCCUUCUUUGUCGCUGUAAUCAUUUGGGUCUUUGAAAUUGUAUCGAACUCUAAGAUUCUAUACGAACAGGACAUAUUUCAAGAAUAUGGCACAAGGCAUACUUUAUGUUAUGAUACAUAUCCUCUAGAACAGUGGCAAGCCAAAUUGAAUAUUUACCGGGUCUGCUUGGGAUAUGCAAUCCCCUUGGCUAUCAUGGUGUUCUGCUACCAAAAAAUCUAUCAAGCUGUGAAAAAUAAUCAAGCCACAGAAGACAGGGACAAAAAGAAAAUCAAGGACUUAUUGCUAACCAUUGUCAUUACUUUUUUUUUAUGCUUCACUCCCUACCACGUUGUGCUGCUUCUUCGUAGUAUCUAUGAGCUGGACAAUUGCCCCUUUGCUGACAGAAUGUAUGAGCCCUAUAGAAUUACAACUGCAUUGACAAAUUUAAAUUGUAUACUUGACCCAAUACUUUAUUGCUUUGCCAGUGAAGCAGGAAGAACAGACGUUCAGAACAUGCUCAGGGGGUGUUUUUCUGUGAGCCCCGGUGUUGUGAAACAGUCACAAAACAUUGCCUUGACCAGCAGUUCACAGGACAGAACUGGGAAAGUUCCAGAAUCAGCAACAUUUCUGUAG